Molecule: messenger RNA, 633 nt
Organism: Effrenium voratum
Lineage: Eukaryota; Dinophyceae; Suessiales; Symbiodiniaceae
Source: the annotation of a GenBank genome assembly
AGGCGGCUGUCAGGAACGCUCGGGCGGCAGGUGUUGCCAUACCACUUAGUGGUAUGGUGGAGUUGGAGAAGGAGCGGCCAGGGCAGCAGGAGAUGGGUCGUGAAGGGCGACAAAAACUACGCAAGCAGGCCGUGGACGGUUUGUGCUCGCCAUGCGAAGACCCGGACCUCUGCCUCAGCUACGCACUGUGCCCCCUCUGUCGCCAGGCUGACACCUGGCACACCUUGGGAGUGCCGGAGUGGCAAGGCUAUUGGAAGGUCCUAGCGGCCUACGUGCUUUGCCCCUGGUUUUGGCCCUGCCUCAACUUCUACGCCCGCUACCGGAUUCGGCAAGCCUUCCGGAUCCACCUCGAGCCCCACAGGGACUGCAUCAUCCAUUGCCUGUGCUGCUGCUGCUGCACUCCCUGCGCUCAUUUGCAAGAGGCGCGCUUGGUGGACGCUCCGAUGCUGUACUUCCACUGCAAGCACAAGUUGGCCAACUUCCACUUGAAGCAAGCGCAGGAGACUUGAGCGGCUGUGCGGCUGUAGUCCUCCAGAAGGGCAGAGCCUGGGCUCAGCGUGGCUAAGCCAUGCAGCCCGGCUUCUGCCAAGGGUCGCAAGAUCCCAUGCACAUGGUUGCGGGCAAAGCUGGGGC